CCAUACGCCAAAAAACACCAGAAGAAGGCCGAGCUUCCAGGCGCUGUCGGCUAUUGCCUUCUUUUCUGGGGGUUCACGUGCCAAGGUAACGUCCUGCGACCCAUGUGGUGAACGAAAGCUGGACCAUUAAACCUCAAGUUCGGUUUCUUUCCCUCUCAGAAAGUGGGUCGGGUUUUUUUGCUGCCUUUAGUAAUGUACGUAACGUCACUUAACGAACAGCACGAGGAGGACGGAGCAUCGAAGUGAGUUGUGAGGUUUCUGAUGAGAAGAUGAAGAACAAAAGUAGUGGCUGGACGGACAGCCGCCUCAGGCAGCGGGUGGAGCAGUACCUGGCUUCAAAAGACAGUGAAUAUGUGGACCUGUCAGAGAUGGCGCUGAAUCUUCAGAGACUCUACAGAGUGGACUACGGUAGAAGAAACAAGACUGCCUUCAGGAUUCAGGUGGAGAAGGUAUAUGAAGCAGUCAAGGAGGCGUCAGAGCUCAGCAACAUAGAAAAGAAACACCUUGCCAAGAGAGCCAGAAGCAUCCAGAGGGAAGGUGAAUGUGGCAGCAGCUCAACAGACUCCACUGACCAGGACGACGGUUUCCGUGAAAACACUCUCAACAGCACUCUGACUUCACUGUACAAACCUGGCAUCUCCAUUCCCAGCAGCCCUUCUAGCAGAGGGGCUGGCAUUCAAAAUUCUGGGAUGCAGGUUUCCUCUGGAGGCUGGUUCAUUGACAAAGGCCCAGGUCCUACCAGCAGCAACACCCUCAUUGACCUGUGUGAAGACGAGCCAGUUGAUGGCCAUACAGAAGUGGCCUCAUCUAGGGAAAACAGGAUUCUUAAGAAGUCCAGAAAAAGAAAAAAGAGCUCAGCUGAUCCAACAGAAACUCAGCCUCAGAACAAUAAAGGUGGUGCAGCUAAGUGGAAGCCUUUAGAGCUGCAGUAUCCCUGUGUGACAUUUGAGGACGUGGGGGGGAAUGAAGAGGCCUUGACGGAGGUGUGCAAGCUUCUGAUCUACAUGCAUCACCCAGAGGUGUUCCAGCAGCUGGGUGUGGUUCCUCCCCGAGGUUUUCUGCUCCAUGGGCCCCCAGGCUGUGGAAAAACGCUGCUAGCCCAGGCUGUGGCAGGGGAGCUGCAGCUGCCUCUGUUAAAGGUGUCGGCGCCGGAGCUGGUGUCUGGAGUGUCUGGGGAGUCUGAGCAGAAGCUAAGAGAGCUGUUUGACCAGGCAGUGAGCUCAAGCCCAUGUAUCCUGUUCAUUGAUGAGAUCGAUGCCAUCACCCCUAAACGAGAGGUUGCCUCUAAAGACAUGGAGAGAAGGAUGGUAGCUCAGCUCUUGACCUGCAUGGACGAUCUGAACAGUCUACCAGUUACGGUCCAAGUGAUGAUCAUUGGAGCCACCAACAGACCGGAUUCUCUAGACCCUGCCCUCCGGCGAGCCGGGCGCUUUGACAGAGAAAUCUCCCUUGGUAUCCCUGAUGAGGCAGCCCGCCUAAGAAUCCUGGAGACGCUGUGUCGGAAGCUGACGCUGCCAGCAGACUUUGACUUCCUAAAGCUAGCUCGGCUUACGCCGGGUUAUGUGGGUGCAGAUUUGAUGGCUCUGUGCCGCGAGGCUGCCAUGAACGCCGUCAACAGGAUUCUAAUGGCAGUUGGAACUCCAGCAGAAGAUCAGGGCUCCAGUGAGAAGAAGCUGGAGAGGUCUUGCCCAGCUGUAGCCAAGAGCAAGCAGCUACAGCACCUUCUCAGUCUACUAAAGACUACAGAGAUGCUGCCACAGGAAGAUCUGGCAGUGCUGUCCAUCUUCAUGUUGGAUUUUCAGGCUGCUCUCAGCAGCGUGCAACCUUCAGCCAAGAGGGAGGGCUUUGCCACAGUACCUGAUGUCAGCUGGGAGCAUGUGGGAGCCCUGCAGGAUGUGAGGGAAGAGCUCACCAUGGCCAUCCUGGCCCCUGUGCGCUCUCCAGAGCUCUUCAGGGCUCUGGGGCUUGGUGCCCCUUCAGGAGUGCUGCUGGCUGGACCCCCAGGAUGUGGAAAGACUCUGCUGGCAAAGGCAGUGGCCAACGAGUCUGGCCUCAACUUCAUCUCUGUGAAAGGUCCAGAGCUUCUCAAUAUGUAUGUGGGGGAGAGCGAGCGUGCCGUCAGGCAGGUCUUCCAGAGAGGACGUAACUCUGCUCCAUGUGUGAUCUUCUUUGAUGAGAUUGACGCUCUAUGUCCACGGCGGUCAGGCCAUGAGUCAGGAGCCAGUAUCCGGGUUGUCAACCAGCUGCUGACAGAGAUGGACGGGCUGGAGACCCGCCGACAGGUCUUCAUUAUGGCUGCUACAAACAGACCAGAUAUUAUUGACCCUGCUGUUCUGAGGCCGGGCCGGCUCGACAAAACGCUCUAUGUGGGUCUGCCGGGUCCAGCAGAUCGCUGUGCUAUUCUGCUUGCCAUCACUAAGGGAGGAACCAGGCCUCAGCUAGGCCCAGAUGUCCAUCUUGAAGAAAUUGCAUCAGAUGAGCGCUGCAGCAGCUUCUCAGGAGCUGACCUGACUGCCUUGGUGAGGGAAGCUUCUGUAAAUGCUCUCAAGGACUAUUUGAAGUCCCAGCAAGGAGGUGAGGCUCUUCCCUCUGGCUGCACUGUUGACAUUCAAGUGAGCAGAGUUCACUUUGAAGAAGCCCUCAACAAAGUUCGUCCCUCUGUGUCCCCAAAGGAACAGCUGCGGUACGAGCAGCUCAGAGAUUCACUCCAAAGAUGACGUCCACCUGAUCCUUGAUCUUCAUUCUUCAGCAGACGGCAUCUGUGUGGUGGGGGGAUUUUGUUGUCACAUUCCUCCUCAAAACUGCAGCCUCCUAUCCCAGUGUUGAUGGUUCGUCCCAAUUACUCAGACGUGCUCGAGGUUUUAGAUAAACAGAUGCAAGCACCUUCAUCCUCUGACAAGUCAAAAAGGAUAAUGCAGAACCAGGAACCUGCAGUUUCAACACCCUAAGAUCCAACAGAGCUCAGCAGUCUCUAAACCAUGUCAGCAGUUCAGCGACAAACGGUGGGAUCUUCUCUGGUGUGUCAUCACAGCAUGUUAAUAAAUUUGUUUAAGUA
Messenger RNA from Oryzias latipes (Japanese medaka), 3055 nucleotides. RefSeq names its product nuclear VCP like (gene nvl). Lineage: Eukaryota; Metazoa; Chordata; Actinopteri; Beloniformes; Adrianichthyidae. The record is from RefSeq and is a predicted model, not a curated record. Gene Ontology annotation, biological process: ribosome biogenesis. Gene Ontology annotation, molecular function: preribosome binding; ATP hydrolysis activity; RNA binding. Gene Ontology annotation, cellular component: nucleus.